AUGGGUAGAAACAUUAUAGCAUUAGACGACCUAACGGUCAACAAUCUUGGGGUUUUCAAAAAAAUCAAUGAGGUUUCACUCCCCACAGCAUAUCCAGAAUCAUGGUACACGGCAUCGCUUAAUUCUUCAGACAUCAUUGUCCAACUCGCAUUCUAUUCAGAGUUGCCCGUGGGUGCCAUCAGAGCACGCUCCUUCAACAACAAUCAAAUCAAGUCAUCCUUUGCUGAGGCACUCAACUCAACAACAUUGCAAAAAACACCCAAUUGUAUAUACAUUGAAAGUUUUGCCGUGUUGGAAAAAUACAGAAACUUGGGAAUAGGUUCAGAGUUGCUUUCAUGGGUUAUUGAAGAGACAAAAAAGAGAUUCAUUCAUGAAAUUGUUGUUCAUGUACAAGCGAAUAAUGAAAAAGCUAUAAGCUGGUAUUUGAAAAAGGGGUUUGUAAAACAAGAUCUUGUCAAGGAUUAUUACAAAGAACAGGGCUUGGAAUCACCAGAUGCAUACAUACUAAAGCUACUGGUUUAG
Molecule: messenger RNA, 522 nt
Organism: Lodderomyces parapsilosis
Lineage: Eukaryota; Fungi; Ascomycota; Pichiomycetes; Serinales; Debaryomycetaceae
Gene: NAT5
Product: peptide alpha-N-acetyltransferase subunit
Exons: 1
Coding region: 1-522 (173 amino acids)
Biological process (GO): mitotic sister chromatid cohesion
Cellular component (GO): NatA complex
Molecular function (GO): acyltransferase activity, transferring groups other than amino-acyl groups
Source: RefSeq, a predicted model, not a curated record